AUGCUCAAAGGCUUGAGAGCAGCCACAGAAGCUUAUGUGGAAGAACCCUUGACUGCUGUCGGUAUCAGCACUCCCUUCCAUGUUCCUCAUCAAGGAUGGCUCGACAAUACAUUGAGCACAUCUGUCGAGUCUUUGUGCCUAAGAUACUUUCGCACUCGCAGGGCAUCAACAAGCAUAACAGGAAUAUAUGGUCUCGAAGGACAAUGCCUCAACGACUGGAGCGCGACACCCGACGAGAGAGAGCUAGAUGAUCCACCGAAAAUGUACCUGGCCAUUGAUUACAGCAUGGCGGGUAUAACGGUGACUUUAGUAGAAGAGAAUUGUGGUAUCGCAGAAGCGUUACGAGAGUAUCGCAAUGCGAUCCUAGGGGCACGUAUCAAUUUUCCUGGCAAGCGCGAGAAUCUGGCCCGUCAGCUUGAACAUUUACUGCGCCCCAUCGAUCGAUGGUACCCUGAGGUUGGUGACUACCAAGUACCGGUAGAUAUAUCCGAGCUGGUCUUACUCGGCGAGUCCACAGAGGACGCAGUCUUGCACGAGGUACUGCUGGAUGUCUUCGGCAGCGAUUAUCAUAAUCUCAAAAAUCAAAGCGAUAAGCGGGCAAGACUACACCAUCCACUAUUCGCUGGCUCCAGGGCCGCUGCGAUGAUUUGCCAGUGGCGCUUAGAAUAUGAACUGACAUGGGAGUGGAACGAACAGUUCCAUUGGUGGGUCCCGAAAGACACUCAGCGAGAGGAGCAAAAGUGGUGGUGGCCUUUCAAGCACAGUUCAUAG
Aureobasidium musti is the source of this 771-nucleotide messenger RNA. The record is from the annotation of a GenBank genome assembly. Lineage: Eukaryota; Fungi; Ascomycota; Dothideomycetes; Dothideales; Saccotheciaceae.